AUGGGUUUUCUCUCCCCUUUUUCAGACUCUCAUCCCCACUCCCCUCCCAUUCUCAGAUAAUUUGGUAUGAUACACGCGGGUAUUAUUUCUUAAGGCUAAAGCAUUUUUCUCCACUUCUGUCCUCUUGAGACAUCUGCUAUAGCUUAUAUAUUUAAACACAAAUUAUAUUGAUCCCCCCAGACAAACACCUUUCUGACAGUCUUGAGUUGUUCUUACACUGUUGAACGACCAAGGAAAGAAGGUGCGGUUCUGAGGUAAAACUUAAGAUAUAGCAUGCCACAGCAGAGUUGCAAUAUAUAUCAGCUAAGUUUCCUUGGGAUUGCCCUGCAGCAAUAGGCAGGAACCUGAAAGAUUUCUGGUGCGGCAUAGUUGAUCACUCCAGCCUGUGGUAAAAAGUCAUUAGCCUACAUGUUACUUUAACACCAUGAUACCGGUGACAACUGGCAGUACCCCAGCCCUAUUUGUGUGUAGCAAGUUCACAGUCGAGUAACCUCGACUUUAAUGGGUCACCCCAAUGGAUUUCUCCUUAGAAUCCCAGUAUGCUGUUGCCCAUCGCUGGAGACUUUAGGACAAACAAGAAUAGGAAAACACUAGAUGAGCACAUAGCAUUCCCUUCUAAAUCUGCUGGAGCUGGAACUUCCGUAGCUUUGGUCCCACUGCUAAGAUUCUGCUCCCCUUGAAAUCAAUGGGAGUUUUGCCAUUGGUUUCAAAGGGGAGAGGAUCGGGCUUCUAAUAAAAGACUGCCAAGGAUCUUCAACUGAUGAGAGGCAUUGCAGGAUACUACCGAACUGAAACGUUCUGAAUGUGACCAUUGUCUAUCUUUUAUGGAUCCAAACUGGACAGAGGAGGUGAACUGAAGGAAGGUGGUUUUCACCGUCCAUGUGUAGCUGGGGAAUUGCUGCUGCAGUUCAUAGUACCUGAGAUCCACAAUACUGACCAAGCAAUUAUGGAAAAAAUUAAGGCCAGUAGCUGAAGAGGUCCAGGCACACAUUCCCUACUUGCACAGCAUCUAGGAACCUGUGGUUACCAAUCAAUUGGUACAAUAGAGCAGAGCAAGGCUGCAAUAGCGUGCAGAUCAGACGUCUCUCCUUGUUUCUAGAUAACUGGGAGCCUCUGUACCAUGUCAUAUCCUCAGUUUGGAUACCCUUACUCUUCUGCACCCCAGUUCCUGAUGACCACCAAUUCCCUGACAACUUGCUGUGAGUCUAGUGGCAGGACUCUGACAGAUUCAGGCGCUUCAGCCUCGGCUCAGACCCCAGUCUAUUGUCCUGUAUACGAAAGCAGGCUGUUAGCCACAGCCAGACAUGAGCUCAAUUCUGCAGCUGCUUUAGGAGUCUAUGGAAAUCCUUACACAAGUACCCAGGGCUAUGGAAACUACGUUACCUAUGGUACUGAAGCCUCUGCCUUCUAUUCUUUGAACAGUUUCGACGCGAAGGAUGGGAGUGGAUCUGCGCAUGCGGGCAUUACCCAGGCGGCUGCCUACUAUCCCUACGAUCACACACUCAGUCAGUAUCAAUAUGACAGAUAUGGCACCAUGGACGGAGGCACCCGAAGAAAAAACGCUACUCGUGAAACCACCAGUACACUGAAGGCAUGGCUGCAGGAGCACAGGAAGAACCCCUACCCCACCAAGGGCGAGAAGAUCAUGCUGGCCAUCAUCACCAAGAUGACCCUCACCCAGGUCUCCACCUGGUUUGCCAAUGCCCGGAGGAGGCUCAAGAAGGAGAACAAGAUGACCUGGCCUCCAAGGAACAAAUGUUCCGAUGAGAAGAGAUCCUACGAAGAGGAAGGGGAGGAAGAGUCACAGGAAGACAAUAUGAAGAACGAGAAAAACGAUGAGGCCACCAGCAAAGAAGAAAAAGAGCUGGAACUGAGUGAUUUGGAUGACUUUGACCCCAUUGAGUCAGAGAGUUCAGAAUGCGAAUUGAAACAGCCCUUCCAGCACCUGGAGAGCAGCCAGAUAAGGGCAGCCGACACAUGUGCUACUGAUCAUUGCAAGGAGCCUUCUCUAAAGACGCCCAUCCCAGCGGCCACCAUUGAAGAAGACCUGGAGAGGGCUAAAAACUGUCUCAAGAAUGUGGUGGACGAAUGUGAACAAGACUUAAUCAAUGUAAGGCAGAGAAGCUGUGAGUCCAAAAUGUGUUUCCAGCAGGGGCAACAAAUAUUGGAGACAAAGCCCAGGAUUUGGUCCCUGGCUCACACCGCCACUUCUCUAAACCAAACUGAGUAUCCUUCCUGCAUGCUGAAACGCCAAGGAGUCUCCGCCUCCGUUGCAGUUUCUGCUCCUGUUAGUGUCAUUGACAGACAUCAGGAUUCCCCAGUCACCAAUCUCAGGAACUGGGUGGAUGGGGUGUUUCAUGACCCCAUAUUCAGACACAGUACUUUGAACCAAGCUUUGAGCAACACAACAGUUUCCUGGGCUACCACCAAAGGAGCCAUUCUGGAAACGGGAUCUUUAGGACGCUCAAUUGGAAACAGUACUAACGUGCUAAAAGGCCAACUGUCAAACUUAUCCCACCAGGACUCAAAUAAAGAAUUUCUUGCAUUUCCCAAAUCAGGAAGCAAAAUGUUUUGUUCUUAACAACACCCCAAGUGGCAAAGAACUUUCUAACACCGGAAGAGUGGGAUACACUGAAAAGAGAUUUGGAAGAAUUUAAAUUUAAAUAUAAUUUUUUAAAAAUAACAAAGAUAAGGAUUUAAAGUUCAGUUUGCUUAGUUAAACGGGCAGACUUUAUUCAUUGCUGUUUUGAAGAAUUUCUGUUGGCUGCGAAUUUAAGGGAUCAAUGUCGUGAAAAUAAUUUAACUCCAUGUCUAAAAGCACGUACUAUAGUGUAGGCGUACUUAAAAGUUUACAUCCAAAAGUUUACAAACGAGAAAUUUAAAUUCUGAUAUUUAAUUUAAGGCAUGCCAAUAUUAGUUAUAAAGACUUCUCAGAUUUUUUCCUUCUGAUUUCAUUGUUACCAUAUAAUUCACAAACGGCACUUAUACCAAGUUUACACUAUUGCACAAAUUUACCUUGACAAAUAUGUUAAAAAAGUAUGUUCACUCCAAUAAAUUGUCUGUUUCAGAAGUAAAAAUUAGUGGUGGCGUUUUGCAUUACAAAAUGAAUAUGUUCCAAUUUUAGAAUGUGUGUUCAUAGAUGUUCUAGUAAUUUAAAGAAAUGUCAAGAUGAUUGCAUUAAUACUAGAAAAAGUUCAUGAAAUGUCAAUAAAUCAUUAGCAUAACUG
Chrysemys picta bellii (western painted turtle) is the source of this 3227-nucleotide messenger RNA. NCBI's taxonomy places the organism in Eukaryota, Metazoa, Chordata, Testudines, Emydidae. The record is from RefSeq and is a predicted model, not a curated record.